AUGAAUCGCGAAAUAACCGUAAUCAACCAUGAAAAUACUCCAGAAGUAGCCUUCCUAGAGGCGGCUGAAGCUACUCAUAACAACAUCGACAAUCCUAAUCCUACGGUGCUGUCCAUUAUAAAAUUGGCAAAAUAUGGCAAGGAUAUGACAGAUCACCUACCGACCUGGAUCGAAUCUGUUCUACUUGGAUGGGAAGAUACUAGCGCUAAAACCCAUCGUAACAUUUCUACAAAUAGACAA
This is a messenger RNA of Nezara viridula (southern green stink bug), 240 nucleotides long. The record is from the annotation of a GenBank genome assembly. NCBI's taxonomy places the organism in Eukaryota, Metazoa, Arthropoda, Insecta, Hemiptera, Pentatomidae.